UUUUGGCCUCUCCUACUUACCGUUACCAACGCCCUCUUAGUAGCCACUACCCUACCACUCUAUUCCUUUCUUCACUUCUUCCUUCCUUUCUUACCAGCAGUGAACUACCCCUGAACCUCAACUGAAAAUCUAAUGCCCUUUUCAACUGAAAAAUACCUUUGUUUCCAGCAUUCUUGAUUUUUCUUUACGGUAUUUGACUGAACCAUUUAUAUUCUGUUUGCUUUUCUUGAAUUCCUUGUUAUCACCUGAAUUUGAGUCUUAUUUUUGGGCAAUUCUUAAACCCUCUACAAAGGAAAGGACAUGGCGGCAUUGGCACCAGGAAUUCUAUUGAAGCUUCUCAAUGGGAUGAGUACAGGGACAAAACCCACGAGUGAGCACCGAAGCUCGCUUCUGCAGGUGACUGAUAUAGUCCCAGCUGAUCUUGACGAGAAAAAUCUGUGGCCUAAACACGGAUUCUACAUUAAGGUCUCUGAUUCUUCUCACUCAAUCUAUGUCAGUCUUCCCUCUUACCAAGAUGACUUUGUUCUCAGCGACAAAAUGCAGCUAGGCCAGUUUAUUUAUGUCGAUAAAUUGGAGCCAGGAUCUCCGGUUCCAGUUGUUAAAGGCGCAAAGCCACUUCCCGGGAGACACCCGUUUGUGGGCACACCAGAACCAUUAAUGGGUCUUAGAGAAAAAGGGGAGAGAGGCGAACAAAACCCAAAUUCAAAGACUUCAGGUCACAGGAGAGGUUCUUGGGGAACAGGGAAAAAUGGGGAAAGUGGGGUUUCGUCACCGAUGGUUUUGAAGCCAGUUCCUCUGGAUUUUGAUCAGUGCACACCGGUGAAACAGCGGACAAGUUGUGGGAAACCCGCUUCUCCAAUGAUAAGAGCGAGAAUGGGCAAAGAUGGAAGUGCAAGUGGGGGAAUUAGGUGUUCAUUUGGCGGUGGUCUGCUUGCUAAAAUGGUGGAUGCGAAUGGAGAGAGUCCUUCAUUACUUAGAAAAAGUUGCGCUGUAACUUCAGCAUCGAAGUUUCCAAGAAGCAAAAGCGUCUGUGAACGAGAGGCAAAGAUCCCAGUUAGCCCCUUCAACUCAUCUGAAAAUAAAUGUUCUCCACCACCACGUUUAAGGAAUGGAAAGGGGGUGGCUUCCCUCAAAAUGGGUGGAGAUUCACACAACUCUUACAACUCAAAGCCUGCCCCAGAGCCACAGUCCCAGUCCAGUAAUUCUGCUUGUGAUAGCACCAAUCUAUCCCUCUGUUUGCCAGGAAAGUUAAGCAUACUUGGCAAGGGAGCCGUGCAGCAGCGAGAAACAGCCCAAAAGGCAGCCCUACAGGCCCUGAGAGAUGCUUCAGCUACAGAAACUUUGGUCCGAUCUAUCAAGAUGUUAUCCAACUUGUGCAAAUCUGCUAGACCAGACGCUCCAGCGGCCUGUUUUGAUAAGUUUCUGGAAUUCCAUCACCAAAUUGUGCAAGCAAUUACUGGUAUGAUGUCCAUUCAAGCAGCUACUUCAGCUGCUGAAAUUGCUCAAAACCACAAAGUUGUACAAAAAAAUAAAAAGCCUGAGGAGGAGUUCCCAAUCUUACACGAAAUUAUACACAAUUCUAUAGACCAAUCCAAGAACUCAGAAUUAAAUUCAUCCAAAAGAAAAGCAGCACUGUACAAAUCAAUUGCUGCCUUUCCUGAAAGAAAUGAACAGAAGACAAUUUUCGGAAAAGUCCUACGAUCAAAUCCCAACCAAAAGGUCUCUUCAGAAAGAAAAGGUCCAUCCACUCCGCUUGGAAAACUUACCCUUGAAACUAUCUGUGAGAAUGACGAAAACAAGACGCCGACCUUGUGCAGUUUAAGCAAUACAAUUAGAUUGGGUAAGCAGAUUGAAACUGAAGCCGGAAAUUGGUUUAUGGAGUUCUUAGAAAAAGCUUUGGAAAAUGGUAUGAAGCAAUCUAAAGGCACUGUAGAUGGGGAUGCUAAUAAAGUUCCUCAAUCUCUUGUACUCAAAGUAAUAAAUUGGGUGGAGGUAGAACAGUGUGAUAGCAGUAAGCGGCCAGUUCAUCCCAAGGCAGCACAGGUAGCCAGAAAGCUGAGGAUCAAGAUGAAGAACCCUUGAAAAAUACUUCUUACCUUAUGAUCAUUGUUGUGUUCCAAUUGUUUGGGAAUGAUGUUGCAUCUAUUGCAGUUAAAUUUGCACGCAUAAGAGUUCUAUUUCAUAUUAUGUGUAAACACCAUAUUUUGGCCGACCUUUGAAGGCAAGGUUCUUUUAAAAUUAAAACUUUAUUAUCCGUUCUC
Molecule: messenger RNA, 2261 nt
Organism: Hevea brasiliensis (rubber tree)
Lineage: Eukaryota; Viridiplantae; Streptophyta; Magnoliopsida; Malpighiales; Euphorbiaceae
Exons: 4
Coding region: 301-2082 (593 amino acids)
Source: RefSeq, a predicted model, not a curated record